CUUUCCUGUUCAGAUUCUUAGAGAAGAAUUGUCUUUUUAUUUAUUUAUUUAUUUUUUUUAAUUCAGAUCAUCUCUUCUAUCAAAUCUUUCUCUUCCUUUGUUCCCUCAUUUCAAUAGAAAAAUCGAAACAAAAAAUAGAAUCAAAUUUCGACGCACCAAAUUUUCUAGGGUUUAAUUUCACCUCUCUCUCUGUCUCUCUCUUCGCCGAUUAAUUUGUAUCGCCGUUCGGUUUCUCCUUCGACGACGGUCCGGGGUCACUGCAAUGCACCGAGUGGGCAGUGCGGGGAACAAUACCAAUUCUAACCGCCCACGUAAAGAAAAGAGGCUGACAUAUGUAUUGAAUGACACUGAUGACACGAAGCAUUGUGCUGGCAUAAAUUGUUUGGCUGUCCUAAAGUCAUCUGUCUCUGAUGGGUGCAACUAUCUUUUCACUGGAAGCCGUGAUGGCACGCUUAAGAGAUGGGCACUGGGUGAAGAUGCUGCCACUUGCUCUGCCACAUUUGAGUCUCAUGUUGAUUGGGUGAAUGAUACUGUAAUGGCUGGUGACAAUACACUUGUUUCCUGCUCGUCAGACACCACAUUGAAGACAUGGAAUUGCUUGUCUGAUGGAACUUGUACCAGGACUCUCCGUCAACACUCUGACUAUGUUACAUGUUUAGCUGCAGCUGAAAAAAAUACCAAUGUGGUUGCCUCUGGGGGUCUUGGCGGGGAGGUUUUCGUAUGGGAUAUUGACGCUGCGGUUACUCCACUCUCAAACUCCAGUGAUGUAAUAGAGGAUGAUUCUUCCAAUGGUAUCAAUGGUUCUGCAAAUUCAUUACCAAUAUCAAGUUUGCGAACAAUUAGCUCGAGUAGCAGCAUUACUGCACACACAACUCAGUGUCAUGGAUAUGUCCCCAUUGCUGCCAAAGGGCAUAAAGAGUCAGUCUAUGCAUUGGCAAUGAAUGAUAGUGGAACCCUUCUUGUCUCUGGUGGAACCGAGAAGGUUGUGCGAGUUUGGGACCCAAGAACUGGUUCAAAGACUAUGAAGCUAAGAGGGCAUACAGAUAACGUUAGGGCUCUGCUUCUGGAUUCUACUGGCAGAUAUUGUUUAUCAGGGUCCUCUGAUUCUAUGAUCAGGCUAUGGGACCUUGGUCAGCAACGUUGUGUGCAUUCAUAUGCUGUGCAUACAGAUUCUGUUUGGGCACUUGCGAGCACAUCAACAUUUAGUCAUGUUUAUAGUGGUGGUAGAGAUCUUUCUUUAUAUUUAACAGACUUAACUACAAGAGAGAGUCUUUUGCUUUGCACCAAGGAACACCCGAUUUUGCAAUUGGCAUUGCAUGAUGAGAGUAUAUGGGUUGCAACAACAGAUUCUUCAGUUCAUAGAUGGCCCGCUGAAGGACGAAAUCCUCUGAAGGUCUUCCAAAGAGGUGGUUCAUUCUUGGCUGGAAACUUGUUUUCGAGGGCAAGAGUUUCGUUAGAAGGGUCUACCCCUGCUCCUGUUAAUAAAGAACCAAUCUUUACCAUUCCUGGAACUCCUGCAAUAGUUCAGCAUGAAAUUUUAAAUAACAGAAGGCAUGUCUUGACUAAGGAUACUGCUGGUUCUGUAAAGCUCUGGGACAUAACCAGGGGUGUUGUGAUUGAGGACUAUGGACAGGUUUCAUUUGACAAGAAAAAGGAGCAGUUGUUUGAGAUGGUAAGCAUUCCUGCAUGGUUCACUGUGGAUACCCGUCUUGGAAGCUUGUCUGUUCAUUUGGAGACACCCCAAUGCUUUUCUGCAGAGAUGUAUUCUGCAGAUCUGAACAUAACUGGCAAGCCUGAGGAUGAUAAGGUUAAUCUAGCUCGUGAAACCCUUAAAGGUUUGUUGUCUCAUUGGAUGACGAAAAGAAGACCAAGACCUAGUUCCCGGGCUUCAGCUAAUGGAGAUGUUUUACCAGGAAAAGAUAUUACUGCUAGAAGUCUUGGUCAUUCAAGAAUUGAGGUAGAUGGAAAUGCUGAAAAUGACUCCAUGGUCUAUCCUCCUUUUGAGUUUUCUACAGUUUCCCCUCCCUCAAUUAUCACUGAGGGUUCUCAAGGCCUUUGGAGAAAGAAAAUUACUGAUUUGGAUGGAACUGAGGAUGAGAAGGAUUUCCCUUGGUGGGUUUUGGAUUGUGUAUUAAAUAAUCGGCUACCACCACGAGAAAAUACCAAGUGCAGCUUCUACCUUCAUCCAUGUGAAGGUUCGGCUGUUCAGAUCCUCACCCAAGGGAAGUUAAGUGCACCUCGAAUAUUGAGAAUACAUAAGGUUGUUAAUUAUGUCAUAGAAAAGAUGGUGCUUGACAAACCAAUUGAUGGAAAUAAUGAUGGGACAUUUGCUGCUGGACUUGGAGGACAAUUGCAGCAUUCAGCAGUUGGAGAUGGAUCUUUUCGGUCUGGAUUGAAGUCUUGGCAAAAGCUUCGGCCUUCUAUUGAGAUUUUAUGCAAUAAUCAGGUAUUAUCUCCAGACAUGAGCUUAGCUACUGUGCGGGCUUACAUAUGGAAGAAACCUGAGGACUUGUUACUUAAUUAUAGAGUGAUUCAAGGCAGGUGAUUUUAUUGACUUCUGGGAGCAGGUCGGUCUCAGUAUCUUGGGAUGGAAAUGUCAUGCUUUGUAAAGUGUUGGGAGUUAUAUUGUUCAUCUGAGGUUGCCUAUCAUGAUCAGAAGUAUCGGUUGGAUGCUUGUAUAUUUGGAAAGACAAUUGGUUUUGGAUCUGGGGGCAUUUUCCCGGAUUUUGUCAAGAGGAUCAUGGUUAAUGUUUUCAUAGUUGGGCAGAUGCUACCAUAGAUUUUUGGUCUUUAUCUAGUCAAGACGUGCAUGCUUUUGUCAUACAUCAGAAAAAAUUGUAGGGUGGAAAUGCUAGCGGAGAACAAUUUGCAACUCCAGGGGACAAUUAGCUGAAAGAAAAUUGGGUACUUCCUGGGUCAAAAAUUAGGCCUAUGAUGUCGAAAGCUCUGUAGAUUUGUAUCGUGGGCCACAAUACCUAGUCAUAGAAACUAUUGUCAUGAAGUUGAUUUUUUCUUUAUUUUUCAUUCCAUGAAAUACGACAAUUAAUUUGCAUCAAAUCAGUCAUAUUUCUAGAAAAUUUCUCUCUAUGCUUUCUUGUGCAUUUUAGUUGUUUUUUCGGCAAGAAAUGAAAUCUUAUAUAUUUACUAGGUUAGUUAGAAUAGGCUGCUAGAUUUUGAGUCGUAUUCCAUGCUUAUCUAUGAGUAUAUACUCUGGGGGGAGGAUUUGAUGUAGUUGAUUUAUUUCUUUGCAAAAGUUCUGCUAGGAUUUUAUUCCUUUAUUUUUUUAUUUAUAAUCCAAUUAAAAAGAAAAAAAAACAUAAAUGUCAUACACUAUUUUGUUUAAGGAGUUGUUUGCUGCUGUUCAAGUGAGAGUGUUCUUAUUUUGUUGUAAAGCGAAGAGUUGGUUCAUCCCUUUCCCAGCUAUGGAGGGGGGAUCGGAUAGAUGGUGAGAAAUGGUAAAAUGAUGCUGUCGAUACGGUGGGAAUCCCACCAAAUGCAGCCUGUUUUGUACUUAGCUGUUUUUUUAAUGCUUCUGCAUAUUGGGAUUACUGUUUUGAUUGGUGCAGUUAGGUGAUGAAAUUUUGAUUUUUUGGUCAUUAUAUAUGGAACCCCACAUGCUCGGUUCGUCGGCAUUGAAAUUUCUUUUGUUUUUCUCAUUUAACAAGUGUGGAUUGGAAAUUGGAGUUACUUGCACCUAACUCUCUUAUGGCUUUUUGAAAAUGAAAUUCAGUCCUUGAGUACCCCUUUAUAGCACAACACAGGCAAGCGGUCUCCAUCGGGGCUCUGUUUAAGCCAUGCAAGUCUCACAUGCCUGUCAUUUUCAAUUAUUUAAACAAUGAACGCAUUAUCAAACACAAGUUCACAUUGGCCAUCUUUUUGUUCUUCGAGGGCCGUUUGGUAUUAUAGGCUGAUGCACUGGAUUUCAACCUUCCAUCAUUGAUGAUCUUGGUUAGACAUAUGUUCCCCUGAUUGUUCAGCCAUCCCACCCAAGAGUAGU
This is a messenger RNA of Durio zibethinus, 3997 nucleotides long. RefSeq lists its product as uncharacterized. NCBI's taxonomy places the organism in Eukaryota, Viridiplantae, Streptophyta, Magnoliopsida, Malvales, Malvaceae. Gene Ontology annotation, molecular function: ubiquitin binding. The record is from RefSeq and is a predicted model, not a curated record. Gene Ontology annotation, biological process: double-strand break repair via homologous recombination.